Osmerus eperlanus (European smelt) is the source of this 2094-nucleotide messenger RNA. It is a transcript of the gene prss35, whose product is annotated as serine protease 35. Gene Ontology annotation, molecular function: serine-type endopeptidase activity. Gene Ontology annotation, biological process: proteolysis. The transcript has 2 exons. The record is from RefSeq and is a predicted model, not a curated record. The coding region runs from base 348 to 1625 and encodes 425 amino acids. NCBI's taxonomy places the organism in Eukaryota, Metazoa, Chordata, Actinopteri, Osmeriformes, Osmeridae.
GAUUGGUUGGUCCCUCCCCUGUGUGAACAGCCUUUGUCGCAAGUAAAAAAAAAAGCCUUUUCAAAGUUUUGUCUCCCCCCCCUCUCUCCCAACCUCCCUCCGAGCCGCUAAGCAUCAAGUGCAGCCUACACGGAGCGCUCCGGCCGCGACUUCUCCCAGCCGCCGUGUUGCAAAUGCCAUGAAGACAGGCGAACAGUCACGCACUGAGAAGAGCACGUCUGGGAUGCACUAGCAGUUUGUUUUAUGAAAAAAAAAGGGAAUAAUAUUUGUAUAAAAACAACAAACAAUACAUUGCGGAUUUAUCAUAUCAUCAAUCGAAUGCAAGCAGAGUCAGAGCGAUCAGUGCAAUGGGCCCUGUUCCCCUGUGUCUGCUGCUUCCUGUGACCCUCCUAUUGGCCGUGACGGCGGCGCAGGAGGAUGACCUCACCUGGCCGCAGUGGCCGGUUCCGCUGGUGAGGAGCAGGCGCACCGUCCCCCUCGACUCCCCCGGCUUCACCGCCCGGCCACAACCCCGGCAGAGCCCCGCCUGCGGCAUCGAGUGCCAGCGCGACCUCCCCGACCCCUCCCUCGACCAGCUGGAGGAGCUGCUGUCCUACGAGACCGUGUACGAGAACGGCACGCGCACCCUGACCUCCGUCUCCCUGCAGGGGCUCAACGACAUCCCUUCCUGGCCUGGGAACGCGUCCUCCUCCUCCUCCUCCUCCAGGUCGCGGCAGAGACGAGAGGUGUACGGCAUGGACACGCGCUUCACCAUCGCCGACAAACACUUCUCCACCAAGUACCCCUUCUCCACCUCCGUCAAGAUUUCCACCGGCUGCUCCGGGGUGCUGGUGUCCCCCAAACACGUGCUGACCGCCGCCCACUGCAUCCACGAUGGGCAGGAUUACCUGGCGGGGGUGCAGAAGCUCAGUGUGGGAGUGCUGAAGGAGAAGGGCCGCAGGGGAAAAGGAGGGAAGGGGAGAGGAGGAGGAGGACGAGGACGAGGGAAAGGGAAGAGGAGAAAGGGGGACGAGGAAAAGGAGGAGGGAGACGAGAAAGAAGAGAACGGAGGCGAGAGGCGAGGGAAAGGGAAGGGUAGGAAAGGUCGGAGCCGCCGCAGCGCCGAGGCCGCCAAGCCAUCGUUCCGCUGGACGCGCGUGAAGCAGACCCAGGUCCCCAAGGGCUGGUUCAGGGGCGUGGCCGACAGCGUGGCGGCGGACUACGACUAUGCCGUCCUGGAGCUGAAGAAGAGUCAGAAGCUCCGCCCCAUGGACCUGGGCGUGGUCCCCUCGGUCCGCAAGCUGCCCGCCGGCCGGAUCCACUUCUCAGGCUUCGAUGACGACCGGACCGGGGACCUGGUGUAUCGCUUCUGCUCGGUGUCGGAGGAGUCCAACGACCUGCUGUACCAGCACUGCGACGCCAAGCCGGGCUCCAGCGGUUCGGGGGUGUACGUCCGGCUGAAGGAGCCCGGGAAGAAGGCGUGGAAGCGGAAGGUGAUCGGGGUGUUCUCCGGGCACCAGUGGGUGGACGUUAACGGGAACGGAGCUCAGCAGGACUUCAACGUGGCGGUCAGGAUCACGCCCCUGAAGUACGCCCAGAUCUGCCUUUGGGUCCACGGAGACUCGAGCCAGUGUCGCCACAUCUGAUGAGGCAAACGCCCUUCUCCUCUCCUCUCUUCCCCUUCUCUCUUGUCCUCCUCUCUCCUCUCCUCUCCUCCUCUCUCCUCUCCUUCUCUCUCCUCUCCUCUCUUCCCCUACUCUCUUGUCCUCUCCUCUCCGCUCCACUCCUCCUCUCUCAUCUCUUCUCCUUCUAUCUUCUCUUGUCUUGUCACCCCCCGUCAGCUCCUUCUAUCUCCUCUCCCCUCUUCUCUCUCCUCUUUCUAUCGUCUAUUCUCCACUUAUCCCUCUUUACUUCCACCCUCCUCCUCUCUCCUUUCAUCUUCUCUCCUCUCUUCUCCUUCAAUCCUCUCUUCUAUUCUCCUCUUAACCCCCCUGUUCUCUGCUCCUCUUCUCUUCUCCUCUCAUCUCUGAUGUCCUCUGUGACACAGGCUCCUGACACAACAUGUGCCCCCCCCGUCCCCCCCCCCACACACACACACACACACACGCACAAACA